AUGCUCAUGGCCCAGAAUCGAGCCUUGCAAGCAAUGGCCGCCAGGCAACAAGCGCUCGCAGACCCAGCCAGCACUCCUCAACAAGCCAGAGAAAACAUCAAUAAUGACCAAGAGAUGCACAACAACAACACUUCCAGAUCAAUAGAAUUCCACGGCGAACAUGCGACACUCACACCAGGGCCAAAACCAAACGGCCUAAUGACCUUUCAUGCAAUCUGCCAAACCAGAUCGCCCCAAGAAGUCGAGCGCAUCCUCUCAACAACCCAACCAACUCCCCAAAUCCUAAAUUUCGGCCUAGAAGCCGCUCUAACAGGCUCUAACAUCGCCGUCGCCCAAUAUCUUCUCUCCAACCACGCCCCCAUCACUCCAUCAACGGCGGAAAAAAUCCUCCAAACCACCAACCCAAAUCCCACGCUAACAGACCGCCAAAUCGCCCUCUUCGAACUCCUAACCCAACACGGCUGGACCCCAAAUUCCCCAGGAAGUACCGGCGCUCCACUAUUACCACAGGUAGCAGCGACCAACAACACGGCGCUACUACGCUGGUUUCUAACGCACGGGGCAAACCCGAAUUUCGGCAUUCGGCGACUCGGCACGAGUAACGGGGCAACAGAUCAAUUAAGCUACGAGUCCUGCGCGGCUCUAGAAUCCGCCUCUGCAAAAGGCGAUAUUGAAGCUGUGCAAAUGCUAUUUGACGCUGGUGCUGAGAUUCGCUACGGUUACCCUCUUCACUACGCUGCUGGUGCCCUUCCUGUUCCUGUUCCUGCUGGUGGGGGAUCGGGAUCGGAACUAUUUGACCCAGAUCGAAGAAUUCCUAUCAUGCAGCUCCUGCUUGAGCGUGGUGCGGACGUUAAUCAGAAAGGGGAGACGGAGCUCGUGGCGCAUCAUCCUAUUAUGUAUGCUGUUAUGGCUGGUGCUGUGCAGAGGGUUCGGUGGUUGCUUGAGCGUGGGGCGGAUCCGGAGGCGAGGGGGUCUUGGGGGAGCGCGGUUGAGACUGCUUUUGUUAUGGGGAGUGAGGAGAUGAAGGCUGUUAUGGAGGUGGGGAUUCGGGCGAGGAGGUUUGGUGGCGAGGCUAGUUUUGCGGGGGAGGUUCUUGCCAUUCGGCCUAAGCCGAGUGGGUAG
Penicillium cosmopolitanum is the source of this 1122-nucleotide messenger RNA. Its product is annotated as ankyrin repeat domain-containing protein. The transcript has a single exon. Lineage: Eukaryota; Fungi; Ascomycota; Eurotiomycetes; Eurotiales; Aspergillaceae. The coding region runs from base 1 to 1122 and encodes 373 amino acids. Gene Ontology annotation, molecular function: protein binding. The record is from RefSeq and is a predicted model, not a curated record.